AUUUUUAUAUGUUGUGAUGGAUGGCGUGUAAAAAUGUGACGUGGCCAGUAUGACAGCUGAUUUGUCUAUGGUGUUGACAACUGCCAAAUCAGCCAGCCUCUCCAGUCUGCUUGGUUUCUAAAAAAUUGAGAAAUUUAUGGGAUUUUUGAAUGAAGACAUAUUGUGAUUUAAGAAAUUUGCUCAUGUGUUUAUAACUGGUUCGCCGCAUGACUUUUUGAUCGGCGAUAUGGCCACAUACGAGGAGUUCAUCCAGCAGAAUGAAGACCGCGAUGGCAUACGGUUCACUUGGAACGUAUGGCCAUCAAGUAGAAUUGAGGCUACGAGGCUUGUUGUGCCUUUGGCUUGCUUGUACCAACCGCUUAAGGAGCGCCCCGACCUACCACCGAUACAGUACGAGCCUGUACUCUGUACACGAAAUACAUGCAGAGCUAUAUUGAACCCAAUGUGCCAGGUGGAUUACAGAGCUAAAUUAUGGGUCUGCAACUUUUGCUUCCAACGAAACCCAUUUCCACCUCAAUAUGCUGCUAUAUCAGAACAGCAUCAACCUGCAGAACUGAUUCCUAACUUUUCCACCAUAGAGUACACAAUAACGCGAGCACAGGCUAUGCCCCCAAUCUACCUGCUUGUUGUUGAUACUUGUUUAGAUGAGGAAGAACUUGGGGCACUCAAAGAUUCCUUGCAGACUUCACUUAGUUUAAUGCCUCAAAAUGCACUCGUUGGACUAAUAACAUUUGGUAAAAUGGUACAGAUUCAUGAAUUAGGUACAGAAGGCAUAUCAAAAUGCUAUGUUUUCAAAGGAACAAAAGAUUUGUCAGCAAAGCAAAUUCAAGAGCAACUAGCUAUUGGCCGUGUGAAUGCACCAAAUCCUCAGCAGCAGCGUCCUGGUGCUCCUGUUCCACAGCCUCCAGCUCACAGAUUCUUGCAGCCAGUCAAACAAUGUGAUAUGUCAUUAACUGACCUGCUCGGUGAACUUGGGAGGGAUCCUUGGCCCUUAGGUGUUGGAAAGAGACCCUUACGUAGUAGCGGAGUAGCACUUUCAUUGGCUGUUGGAUUACUGGAAGUUACAUAUCCCAACACCGGCGCAAGAAUCAUGAUGUUCCUAGGUGGACCAUGUUCUCAGGGACCAGGUCAGGUUGUGAAUGAUGAGUUGAAACAGCCCAUCCGAUCCCAUCAUGACAUUCAUAAGGAUAAUGCUAAAUAUAUGAAAAAGGCUAUUAAACAUUAUGAAGCUUUGUCUCUAAGAUCAGCAACAAAUGGUCAUUCCAUAGAUAUUUACUCAUGUGCUUUGGAUCAGACUGGCCUGAUGGAAAUGAAACAGUGCUGUAAUUCUACUGGAGGUCACAUGGUGAUGGGAGACUCGUUCAAUUCAUCUCUGUUCAAACAGACGUUCCAAAGAGUGUUCGCUAAAGACACAAAAGGAGAUUAUAAGAUGGCAUUCAACGGUACUUUAGAAGUCAAAUGUAGCCGUGAACUGAAAAUAUCUGGUGCGAUUGGUUCCUGCGUGUCUCUGAAUGUGAAGGGACCGUGCGUAUCUGAUCAGGAGGUCGGAAUGGGCAACACGUGUCAAUGGAAGCUAUGUACUUUCACCCCCAGUACUACCAUGUCCAUAUUCUUUGAGGUUGCAAACCAAGCUUCGACGGUACCCCAAGGUGGUCGCGGCUGCGUACAGUUCAUCACGCAGUACCAGCACUCGAGCGGACAGAGACGCGUCCGAGUCACAACAGUGGCUAGAAACUGGGGCGACGCAGCGGUGAGUCUCCAUCACAUAGCGGCCGGCUUCGACCAGGAGGCGGCCGCCGUGGUGAUGGCGCGGCUCGUGGUCUACCGCGCCGAGAUCGAGGAUGGGCCUGACGUGCUGCGCUGGCUCGACCGGAUGCUCAUACGAUUGUGCCAGAAGUUCGGUGAAUACGGCAAAGACGAUCCGAACAGCUUCCGCCUGUCGGAGAACUUCAGUCUGUACCCGCAGUUCAUGUACCAUCUCCGACGCUCGCAAUUCCUUCAGGUCUUCAACAACUCACCGGACGAGACCACAUUCUAUAGGCACAUGUUGAUGCGUGAAGAUCUGACCCAGUCUCUGAUCAUGAUCCAGCCGAUCUUGUACUCGUACAGCUUCGGAGGUCCCCCGGAGCCGGUACUCUUGGACACGUCCUCCAUACAAGCGGACCGCAUACUCCUGAUGGACACCUUCUUCCAAAUAUUGAUAUAUCACGGCGAGACGAUAGCACAAUGGCGGGCCCUGCGCUACCAAGACAUGCCGGAGUACGAGAGCUUCGCGCAGCUGCUGCGGGCGCCCGUGGACGACGCGCAGGAGAUCCUGCAGAGCAGGUUCCCGGUGCCCCGGUACAUCGACACGGAGCACGGCGGCUCGCAGGCUCGUUUCCUCCUGUCCAAGGUGAAUCCAUCGCAGACCCAUAACAACAUGUACGCAUACGGCGGGGUGAGUAAAACAAAAUAUCUUGAUACUUGUACCUUAUUAAAAUGUUCAUUAUUUUUUAUAUUAAUUAAACUUUUAAUUUAUGAUUUUUUAAAUAUUGUUACGGAAGAAGCAUGAAGUGUGUGCCUUCCGAAAACAAAAAAGAAAGUUUAACUACUUAACCGAGCAUGUAUAGAGUUGUCGUGUAGAGCAAGCACGGUGUGAAAAUUAUUGUUUUUUUUUUGUUUCAUCUUUGUUUGGCGAUAUCCAGGCGAUGCCGAUACCAUCUGCGGUAUAUACCUUUUAUAUUUACAAUCUGGGUGUUGGGUGUCCUUAAUUUUUACUAAUUUAAUAAUAAGGGCUGACAUUCUUUUGUUGAAAUACGACGUAAUUAUUUUUUUUCUACUUAUGCUGAUAGCCUUGAAAGGCUAUAUCAGCGUUACCCUAGCGCGUAGAUGAGUUCUCGGGGCUCAAACCGGAGGUAUUGCUAACACUGGCCCUAGCAAGAGCCGUGCUUCACAGAAUCUACCACCGGAUCGGAAAAGCGAUCCACUGAGAAGAUCUGAUCUGGCGAAAAACUCAGUGGGCUUACGUCGUAAUGAGAUAUCAGCAUUUUAAACCGCUUAUUGAUCUAUCCUCUUUACUGAAUGAAGUUGAAACGUGUCCGAGUCUCUAAAUAAAAUCGUUAUGACACACGGACAAAACGAAUUAAAAACAAUAAGGACUGUUAUUUAAUUAAAGAAAUAUAAAUGAGUACGAGAUUGUUUUUCAAAAGAAUGCCAGCUUGCUUCGGUCUUUUGAUUGCUUUUUUUCUUUCUUUUGUAACUAAUUUUUGUAACACAAUGCAUGUUUUUUUUUGUUUCCUGCAUGAAACACGAUGAAUCAUUUUUAAAUAUAUUUUCAUUUAAAAAGCUUUUGGUAAACUUCAAUGGCAAAUUAUUAAAUGUGGUUGACUUCACAUUUAUCGUAAUAAAAAUUCAUUAGAUACGUACUUGACAUUGUUACGUUUGUAUGUGGGUAAAUAAAUAAAUGAUUUUUUUGUUAAUUCAUACGGGCAAAUGCUAUAUUUUUGGUUGAAUGACAUUAUAAAUUUUACGUUAAAGUUUGUGAUGCUGUGAUAAACUAUUAUAGUGUAUAGAUUGUUAAAAUGACUGCAUUGAGGGUGCAUAUUAUACUGGUGUUGGUAAAUUUUACUUAAAAUUUCAAGAGAAUUGAAGCGUAUUUUCCCAUAAACAGGACGGUGGCGCUCCCGUGCUGACCGACGACGUCUCGCUGCAAGUUUUCAUGGAACAUCUGAAAAAGUUGGCCGUCUCUUCGACUGCUUAAUUUUUCCUAUGAAACUAAAACUUUUCCCUAUAUUGAUCAAACGUUACAAAGUUGACAACACCGAACUUAGGCUGAUGACAAGUGACAGACGACAAAGAUGACAGUUGACAAGUGAUUUCUUGAAUACGAGCUGCGAGGUCAUCGCAAGAGAUUUUGGCGUGCCAGAACACCUCUAAGAUCUUCGACUUUUUAUAUAAAAGCCUAAUAUUUCAACCUUGAAGAAGACUUGGACUUUCGAGUGUUUAAACUAGGCAAUAAUAUUCUGACAUUCUCGAAGUUCGUAUUCAAGAGACUGCCUUCGUCUAAGUCAAACCUUUCCGUAGUCAACUGUGAUUCGUGACAAACACUGUAGAUUUAACGAAAUGGCUUUUCAAACGGACCUUUAUUAUUUCGUUAGAUAGUAUAUCGGAUUGAAUGCUUCGUGCACAGAUGUGAUCGCGGGACAUAAGAAAGUUCGAGUGUUACUUAAAUCCAAUUAAAUUUGUUUACGUAUAGAUCUUAGUUGUAAUUCACUCAUAUAAUGAAAUAGUUUUUACACAGGUGUCUAAGAGGAAUUCGUUGCUUACCUGUUAAACUUUUGCUUUUGUCGGUUUUGAGGGUAUAGGGAUCACUUUCAUUAACCAUUCGCUCCUGAAGUAUUCUUAUGUAUACUUUAGAUAAAGAGCUCUACCGUUUAACGAAUGUUUUUGAGGUCACAAUUGAACCUCCUGUGACUUAGGACACCUGGAUGUUGGUACUGGUAUGCUGAAUGUUUGGCCUCUGGCCACUUGAGAUGCUGUUAAUGGGAUUCCUAGUACUGGAUGAUAAUAAGCUUGCGGUGACUCAGAAAGUAUUUUUUUGUGCUGAGAUUGAAACAUACAAUAAAAUUGGAGUCCAUCAAUAUAUGUAGAUAUUAAAAACGAUUUCCCAUAGCUUUGUAAUGUUUAUUCCUGAUUGUAUUCAAUAUGUAAAACUAAUAAUAGCUAGAAGACGUUUGUAUGUAAGAGUUCUAAUUUCAACACAUAGGGAGUGCUGUUAUGUAGAUUUUGUGUGUAUGGAAAAAUUAAAUUUCAUUAAUUAAUAAUACUUUUAAGUUAUAUUUUCUACAAAUUAUUGUAAAUUAUAAUAUGGAAUAAAAUGUUUAUGAAA
This is a messenger RNA of Bombyx mori (domestic silkworm), 4867 nucleotides long. It is a transcript of the gene Sec23, whose product is annotated as protein transport protein Sec23A. Gene Ontology annotation, cellular component: COPII vesicle coat; endoplasmic reticulum exit site. Gene Ontology annotation, molecular function: zinc ion binding; GTPase activator activity. The record is from RefSeq and is a predicted model, not a curated record. Gene Ontology annotation, biological process: intracellular protein transport; COPII-coated vesicle budding; endoplasmic reticulum to Golgi vesicle-mediated transport. NCBI's taxonomy places the organism in Eukaryota, Metazoa, Arthropoda, Insecta, Lepidoptera, Bombycidae. The transcript is spliced from 12 exons. The coding region runs from base 227 to 2551 and encodes 774 amino acids.